Molecule: messenger RNA, 5719 nt
Organism: Fukomys damarensis (Damara mole-rat)
Lineage: Eukaryota; Metazoa; Chordata; Mammalia; Rodentia; Bathyergidae
Product: dnaJ homolog subfamily C member 16-like
Exons: 11
Coding region: 251-2050 (599 amino acids)
Source: RefSeq, a predicted model, not a curated record
CGCGAUCUUCCUACCUCAGCCUCCUAGAGUGCUAGGAUUACAGGUAACGUGCCACCAUACCUGACUUGUAACUCCUCUUAAAUAUUGCCAGACUGUGCCACAGAAAAACUGACCAACCUAGAAUUCCAGCAAGUGAGGGAGGCCACAGUCUGUAGAAAGUUACUCUCUCCUGUUAAGUCCACUCUAACUUCACACUAGCAUCAAACAAACAAACAAAAAAAAACACUUCUCAGUGUUUCUUCCAGCUGCCAUGGGCACACGGCGGCUUCACGCAGCUCUCCGAUGCCUUUCAGGUGUGGGCAUCGGCGUGGUCCACGCGGGGUACGAGCGGCGCCUGGCCCACCACCUGGGGGCCCACAGCACACCCUCCAUCCUGGGCGUCAUAAACGGCAAGGUCUCCUUCUUCCACAACGCCGUGAUCCAGGAGAACCUGCGGCGCUUCGUGGAAAGCCUGCUCCCGGGGAGCCUGGUGGAGAAGGUUACAAGUAAAAACUAUGUCCGAUUCCUCUCCGGCUGGCGGCAGGACAAUAAGCCACGCGUCCUUCUGUUUGACCAGGGGCCCUCUGUGCCGCUGCUCUACAAGCUGACUGCGUUCGCGUACAAAGACGAUCUGUCGUUCGGCUACGUGUCCGUGGGGACGAGAGGGGCGGAAGAGAUGACGAGGCGGUACAACGUCAACGUGUACGCGGCCGCCGUCCUGGUCUUCAAGGAGCACGUCACCAAGCCGGCCGACAUGAUCCAGGUGCGCAGUCUGAAGAGGCGGGUGAUGGAUGACUUCAUCACCCAGAACAAGUACCUGCUGGUGGCCAGGCUCAGCAGCCAGAAGCUGUUCCACGAGCUCUGCCCCGUGAAGCGGUCUCACCGCCAGAGGAAGUACUGCGUGGUCUUCCUGACCCCCGAGGCCACAACGCUGAGCGAGCCCUUUGAGGCUUUCCUGUCCUUUGCCCUGGCCAACAAGCAGGACACGGUGAGGUUCGUGCACGUCUUCAGCAGCCGGCAGCAGGAGUUCGCCGGCUCCCUGCUCCCAGACAGUGAGGCGUUUCAAGGGAAAUCAGCGGUGUCUGUCUUAGAAAGGCGCAACACGGCAGGAAGAGUGGUGUACAGGACCCUGGAAGAGCCCUGGACCGGCAGUGAGAGGGAUAAGUUUGUCCUCCUGGGCUUCCUCGACCAGCUGCGCAGGGACCCAGGCCUCCUGGCGUCCGAGGCCGUGCUGCCAGACCUGACGGACGAACUUGCCCCGGUCCUUCUCCUCCGAUGGCUCUACUCCGCCUCUGACUCCCUGGCCGACUGCUGGGACGUCCUGUUUCACAGUAACUGGCGGGAGAUGAUGCCCUUUCUGUCCCUGAUCUUCUCCGCCCUCUUCAUCCUCUUCGGCACCGUCAUCAUCCAGGCUUUCAGCGAGUCCAGCGAUGAGCAAGAGUCACACCCUCCGGAUAAAGAGGAGGUUCCUGAGAAGGCUGGGAAGACGGAGCCGAGCUUCGCCAAAGAAAGCAGCAGCAAGAUUCCUAAAAAAGGUUUUGUGGAGGUCACGGAGCUCACGGACGUGACGUACACCAGCAACUUGGUCCGCUUGAGGCCGGGCCACAUGAACGUGGUCCUCAUCCUGUCCAACUCCACCAGGUCCACCCUGCUUCAGAAAUUUGCCUUCGAGGUCUACACGUUCACUGGGAGCGGCAGCCUGCACUUCUCCUUCCUGAGCCUGGACAAGCACCGGGAGUGGCUGGAGUACCUCCUCGAGUUCGCCCAGGACGCGGCCCCGAUCCCGAACCAGUACGACAAGCACUUCAUGGAGCGCGACUACACCGGCUACGUACUGGCUCUGAACGGCCACAAGAAAUACUUCUGCCUCUUCAAGCCCCAAAAGACAGCGGACGAGGAAGAGGCCACGGGGUCCUGCGGUGAUCUCGGCGAGGCUCGGGGAAAAGCUUCUGGGGGCCCCGGCCCCAGGCCCAUCAAAGGGAAGCUGAGCUCGCUGUCCCUGUGGAUGGAGCGCCUGCUGGAAGGGUCCUUACAGAGGUUCUACAUCCCGUCCUGGCCAGAGCUGGACUGAGGGUCUCCGGAAGAGCUGUGAGCUCUCCAGGUUUUUAACUGCUCUUCGGAACAGGUAUCGGCAGGACUCGGCUGUCACCAUGAACAGAGUGUAGAUUUUAGAUCACUUCCAGCACAGAGGCAGACGAAUCUCCUGUGUCCCGGAGUGACCACACCACAGGCUUCACGUCCCUACAUCAAAAUCUUUCUUUUCCCUCUGGGGUUUUCUGUCCUCAUUUGAAUGCCUCACCGCUUAAACGGACUGCUGUGGUCCCUCCCGUUUGUUACCUCUCCCGGCCCGGCCCGGCCCGGCCUGUCACCCACGUCGCGCGGCCCUUCCCCUCCGCCCACCCGGGCCCUGCCGCGCGUGCUGCACACACAGCCGGCGCCUCGAGAGGCCUCGCUCCGAGCGGUCCCCCUGGAGUGGUCCCGGGUGAGCGGCGAGCAGUACAUCUCGGGGUACGCCCCGCAGACAGCUUGGCAGCGACAGCCUUGGAGGGGGGCCACCCGAGAGUUUGGUGUUUCCUCCCAGGCGGCCCCGGGAAGGCUCUGCCCCGCGAGGAGCACCGCUGGGACCCGGAGCCGUUGACCUGUGCGUUUCCAGACGCCUUUCUGCCCCCGUCAGUUUUAGGGUACAGAUGUUAGGACCCAUAACUUGUAAGCUUGUUCUCCGAGCGCAGGCAGAUAAGCUGCUCUGAGGUGAAAUUGAGGACGGGUGACUCCUGCCUGCCAGGGGUCGGUGGAGCAACCUCUGCACCCCCGGUGUCGUCUUUGUAUCGAGGAACCGAAGCUUGCUCAGCAGCCCCCGAGUGCUGUGUCUUCAGGUCGUCUUCGUGACAAGUGAGCUGAGCCUUAGCCUAGACUCCCGUUUGCAGCGGCUUCCUCUUCACUUCUGGCCUCAAUCCCGGCACCUCGGCUUCAUGGCUGCUGCCUUCCCAUGGCGCCUGUGCUCACGGGGCCAGGGACGCCCCGGUCACCAGUGCUUCCCGCGUCUCGGGCCGGGCCUGUCCUGCCAGCCACGAGCAGGCGUUCUGGUUCUUAGGGCCAAACCAGUGAGAUGGGACAGCUUCCAGAGUGGUCUGCUCUGCUGUCGAAACCCACGCCCUUUUGUAAGAUGAAGGGUGAAAACCAGGGAUGGGACGUGUACUAAGUUCGCAUUUGGCUAAUCAUAAUGCUUUUACCAAGCCACGUGGAUCCUUGAUCAGUUCAACAUUUAGCUACAAUGGAACAUUAUGAAUUACUUGAGCCCGGGGAUUCCUGUGGCUUUUCAUGGAGUCUUAGAGCUUUUUUUUUUUUUUUUGGUACCGGGGAAUCGAACUCCGGAACUUGCACUUAUGAGGCAGGCACCGGAACCACUGCGCUAAAUCCCCGGCCCAUAGCUUUAUUAAUAAAGAACUCAGUGCCAGGCAUGGCUCCUCCAUAUGACCCUUGAUGCCGGCUGUGGUGCUUUGUCUGCGGCACCUGCCCAGCUGGAUUUCUCUUCAUUGGCUCCUUGUUAUACUGGCCUCAGAAUUAUUUUCUAGCUUUCUUUAUUUUUGUUUUUAAUGGUCAGGUUGCUUGUAGGAGUAGUGAUUUGGUUCAUUAGUCAAGUUUUUGUUUUUUGUACCAGGGAUCGAACUCGGGACCUUGCGCUUGUGAGGCAGGUGCAACACCACUGAGCUACAUCCUUGGCCCAGGAUUUUAUUUUUAAGUUGUGAUCACAAUGUAAAUUCCUGGCUUUAAUUUCUAAAAACCAAAAACAGCCCAGAUUGUGCUCUUUUUUAAAAUCUCUAUCAUUAAAAGCACCUGCAGACAGCUGUACCUUCUGCUUGCAACAGGAAGGGAAGCAGUGAGGGACUGACAGUGCCCCUGGCAAAUGUUUCGGUCCAAACAUCCUGCGGGUCUGCCCGGGGCGCUGGUCUCCCGCACCGCUGGCCUCCCUUCCAGAAAGCACCCCGGUCAGUUUUCUGAGGUUCAUGCUCUUCAUACUUGUAGCCUUUUAUUUAUUAUCAUGCUAAUCAAUUUGCAGCUACCAUCCAGAGGUAUGUUUUCUUGAUGUUAAAAAAAAAAAUGGGGUUGGGUAUAGGCCUGUAACCUCAGCACUCAGGAGGCUGAGGCAGGAGGGUGGCUACAAGUUCGAGGCCAGCCUGGACUACAUAGUGAGUUCAAGGUCCGUCUGAGCUAUGUAGCAAAACUGCCUCAAAAAAAACAAGAUGUGGAAUCUGACUAUGGUUUAAAUGAUUUGCUUUGUUUGGAAGUUGGAAUAGGAAGCAAGUGGCCAUCUUUUCUCUUAAUAGGAGAAGUCCCUAAAAGCCGGAGCGUGACUCCAGGUGGGGCUCUGUGGUAAAGCACGUAUCUCACAUGUGCCAGGCACUGGAUGGAUUUGAUCUCUGCCAUCACCAAAACCAAAACCAACGGAUUCCAAAACAUCUUUGCAGAUGAAAUUUAGUUCACGCCAAGCAUCUGACAUUGUCCCAAGAAAACAAAAGGUAGUGUGGCAGCUGCUGAAUCUGUUCAAGAAUGAUAAUUACGCUUGAGAAACCAAUCAGAGAAGGUGAAUAUUUUGCACUUUUGAUACUCUUUAGAACAAAUAACUUAUUUGGCAAGUUGUAUCUUUUUUAUGUUUGGAGAUUUGUUUGUUUGUUUCCUGGGGGGGGCUGUUUUGUUUUCUUGUAUUGUGAACAGGCACUGAAGCUGAUGUUAUUUGUUUUAAGAUUACAGACUGGAAUCCAAAUAAACUAUUUUAAUGUGUGACUGCUGUCGGGUAGCUCUUACAUUAUAAGCUAAAGAUUUGAUCACAGAUACAUUAUGGACAAAAUCAAAUUUACACGUAACUCUGCAAGGGCUCGGGGUCAGCACAGUCCUAACCAAGAAUUCUGGGAACUGUCGCCCUAGACAGUGCCUCAAUUUAAAGAGCAGAUAAAUGUGGUAGGAAUUGUCCAGGAAUCCCAGGACUCUGGGAGGCUGAGGCAGAAGGGUCACAAGUUCAGGCCCAAGCCCAAUCUGGGCGAUCUAACAAUUUCCUAAGACUCUGUCAUACAAAAUUUAAAAGGGGCAGGGAUGUAACUCAGAGGCACUGGGUGUAAUCCCCAGUACCACAAAAAGAAAAGUAGCUCCUGCAAACCUGAGUCUCCUAGGGAGAUGGUGAGGGGUUUCAUCGAGGGUUCAGCCAUGUGGUGCAGAGCAGGAGAUGUUUUGGGCCUUUCCCAGGCACCCUCCUAGGACCGGUAUGUAUUUUCUUUCUAACUUUCACUUAUAUUUACAAUGGUUCUAAAACCAAGAUACAGCCCUUAUGCUCCUCAAGAAGGAACUGUAUUUUAAAAGAAGAUUCUGUAGCAGCAUGGAAAAUCUACACAGUGCUAUUCCGUAAAGAUUUUUAAAUUUCAUUGCUCCCAAGUUUUAGAUGACCUUGGAUGAAUUCUCCAUCCUCUCCCACUGUGUCCUCCACCCUCUUUCAUCAGAGGAAAAACUCAAAAGCGGUAUCAGAGCUUAACUUCCUGUGUCCACUCAAACUCCUGGAUAACGGGUGGCUGUUGGGGUUAGAGUUUUGAAUGUCUUUAUUUUACAGCCCCAGGACACUUCCAACAGACAGCUGUAGUGGCAGAUUCAUACUCAAGACUGACGGCUGGGCGUGGUGCGCAUGCCUAUAAUCCCAGCACUCGGGAGGCUGAGGCUGGAGGAUCUCUGUGAGUUGAGACCAGCAUGGGCUACA